Molecule: messenger RNA, 1148 nt
Organism: Pelmatolapia mariae (spotted tilapia)
Lineage: Eukaryota; Metazoa; Chordata; Actinopteri; Cichliformes; Cichlidae
Product: nuclear receptor coactivator 7-like
Exons: 6
Coding region: 35-718 (227 amino acids)
Biological process (GO): response to oxidative stress
Cellular component (GO): nucleus
Source: RefSeq, a predicted model, not a curated record
CAGAGAGCAGCGCUUGACAGAGAAAUCAGGAGCUAUGAAGUGGUUGGCAGAAAAUAUUAAGGUGCUUUACAUUGCCAGUGACUGUAUGGAGCCUUAUGUUGAGAUCAUCACAGUGAAAGAGUCCAAACGCUGCCAGAGUCUGUGCAGCUCAGAGGCCUCUGAGGCAGAAGAGCCUGAGUACCAGCUGGAAGUUGAUGAUGAUCUCCCUGUCCUCACUGACCAGAGUCAUCUGCUAGAUGACUAUCACCUAGAAAAACUUGCUGCUCACAUGCCAGCAAGGACCCAGGGUUAUCAAUGGCAGCUGGUCUACAGCACAGCCGUCCAUGGGAGCAGUCUGAAGACUCUGUACAGGAACAUGGCUGAGGUGGACAGCCCUGUGCUGCUGGUGGUCAAAGACAUGCACAAAAAGGUGUUUGGGGCUUUUUCUUCAGAUCCAUUCAGAGUCAGUAAAUACUGCUACGGUACCGGAGAAACCUUCUUGUUCAGCUUCAAUCCCGACUUCCAGGUAUACAAGUGGAGUGGGGUGAACUCGUACUUUGUGAGUGGAAACUGGGAUUCAUUGCAUCUUGGUGGAGGAGGGAGUGGCUUUGCCCUGUGGCUGGAUGCUGAUCUGUACCGUGGUUCCAGCUUUUCCAGUCCGACUUUUCACAAUGCACCUCUCUCCACAAAUGAGGACUUUAUUGUACAAGACCUGGAGGUCUGGACUGUGCAGAAUUGACUGUGAACAUCUAAAAAGCCGAGCGAAAAACAAAGCAGGACCUGUUGUUCUGUGUGGAGCUCCCACACUUCAAGGCGUGUGGGUCGUUUAGCCACUACUGUACGUAUCCUGGUGGAGCGUCUGCUGUCGUCUGUGCACCUGGUUCAGUUUUUUCUUGCACAGUAUGAAUCCCGCUGACGGGGCAGCCACUCUAAUGGGAUUCAAGAAAGAGUCUAUUUUUAUUUUAUUUUUACAUCAAAGCGAGGCGUGUGUGCCGUUUAGUCACUCAGAUGUGCAGAUGGAGCAUUUACAGGUUUUAAAAAACAGCGUUCAAUGAUAAGUCUACAGGUACUGUAAUGACACUCAGGGUUCAAGAAAACGUUAAUUUAUUUUAUUUUUAUAUCAAUGCAUAUUGACAAAAAGAUUUUUUACAGUGUGCAUCUUUGGUUAA